This is a messenger RNA of Gossypium raimondii (Peruvian cotton), 1077 nucleotides long. RefSeq names its product proteasome subunit alpha type-6. Lineage: Eukaryota; Viridiplantae; Streptophyta; Magnoliopsida; Malvales; Malvaceae. Gene Ontology annotation, biological process: ubiquitin-dependent protein catabolic process. Bases 162 to 902 code for a protein of 246 amino acids. Gene Ontology annotation, cellular component: proteasome core complex, alpha-subunit complex; nucleus; cytosol. The transcript has 9 exons. The record is from RefSeq and is a predicted model, not a curated record.
UUUAAUUCUGAGUUAACUCGAGAGAGUCAUAAAAGCGCUUAACAAUUUCGUUCUUGGAGAAGAAGCUUUCUCUUUUCUAGAUAAGAAAUCUGUGCAUCAAAAACACAAAAACAACAAAAAAGAAGAAGGAACAAGACAAUUCCAAAGGAACAAGAGAGAAAAUGAGUCGAGGAAGUGGAGGCGGAUACGAUCGCCAUAUUACCAUCUUCUCCCCCGAAGGUCGUCUUUUCCAAGUCGAGUAUGCGUUUAAGGCAGUGAAAGCAGCUGGGAUCACAUCAAUUGGUGUUCGAGGGAAAGACUCCGUCUGUGUUGUUACUCAGAAGAAAGUUCCCGACAAGCUUUUGGAUCAGACUAGCGUCACUCAUCUUUUCCCUAUUACUAAGUUCCUUGGAUUGUUGGCUACUGGCAUGACAGCUGAUGCAAGGACCUUGGUCCAGCAGGCAAGGAAUGAAGCAGCUGAGUUUCGUUUCAGAUAUGGAUAUGAGAUGCCUGUGGAUGUAUUGUCCAAAUGGAUUGCUGACAAAUCACAGGUUUACACUCAACAUGCUUAUAUGAGACCUCUUGGAGUUGUUGCUAUGGUGUUGGGUAUUGAUGAAGAGAAGGGGCCCCAACUCUACAAAUGUGAUCCAGCAGGCCAUUUUUAUGGCCACAAGGCAACCAGUGCUGGAUCAAAAGAGCAAGAGGCAAUUAAUUUCUUGGAAAAGAAGAUGAAGAAUGACCCUGCUUUUACUUAUGAGGAAACGGUGCAGACUGCUAUUUCUGCUCUACAGUCUGUUCUUCAAGAGGAUUUCAAGGCUACUGAGAUAGAGGUGGGAGUGGUGAAAGCUGAUAAUCCAGCUUUCAGAGUGUUGUCAACAGAGGAAAUUGAUGAACAUCUGACAGCUAUUAGUGAGCGCGACUAGUGAGCAUGGACCAAUAUUAGCUGCUGCAAAAACCUUUCUAUUAUUUGAAACAACAUACAUGCUUUAGUUGAUCAUGAUGUUUGAGAGGGAUUGAAAGAGGGUUAGAAGAGCUUACAUUUAUGUUGCCUCCUAUUACUGCUCGAAACUUUAUAAUUAAAUUCAUGUUAUUUCUGAA